Suillus subaureus is the source of this 1792-nucleotide messenger RNA. RefSeq lists its product as uncharacterized. The record is from RefSeq and is a predicted model, not a curated record. The transcript is spliced from 2 exons. Lineage: Eukaryota; Fungi; Basidiomycota; Agaricomycetes; Boletales; Suillaceae. The coding region runs from base 96 to 1502 and encodes 468 amino acids.
GGCGUCCUACUCGGUACCCAUCCUUAUCUGAAGACAAUGUUCUAAUCAGUGCACCAGGCAGCCCUACCGGCCCGAAUCAGCCUCUGCGAUUACGUAUGCAGCUGCUGUACCACAUCCACAUGUUGCUCUCCUCUUCCCUUCCUCAUCCGACACAGGUCAUGAGCCAACGCUAUCAAAUCUUCUGGACUGCAACUGGUAUUGCUCUAACCGUUUUUCUACUUCAAGGCGCUAUCACAACCCUCGUCAAAAUAUCCGAGACAGAAGGUUUAUGGACAAUCAGGUUCAAUUUGGCCAGAAGGGAACAUCUCUGGUGGGCAGCCAUAGCCCUCGCUUUCGUCGCCUCCUUUAGCUCCAUGGUCCUAUCUUUCCUUGCCGGCAAUAACAACAAUUCACUCGGAAUCAUAUUGCUAGCAAGCGCAUCAUCUCUAGCCGUAUUCCGCUAUGCAUGGCCUGCAUGGCGUAAUCGACACUAUUGUUCUAAUCGUUGGGCAGCAUGGACUGGCCCGAGCCGCACAGGAAUAGACGCAUCUCUAGUACCCCUCAUAGAAGGCAACGAUCCCUGGCCCAUCCUUAGCAAAGACGUCUCAGUCAUGAGACAACACUCCGUCGACAUCCAUCUUCCCAUCUUCAAAUCCAAUCUCAUUACCGAUGACCCCACAGACAUCCUCAAAGCUACAAAGCGCCUCAUAGACACCGUAACAGAAAAGCAGCCAGACGAGAAAUCAAAGACGCCAAUUAAACCCCUCGUCCCAAACAACAAAACAGGUCUCUAUGCCCCUGUCCACCUUGACAAAUCCGCUUCCCUCCUCUGGGGUUCCCAUAUCGGGUUCUCCCCCCGCGUCAGCCGCGGCAUCCUCGCAGUCCCCCAACGCCUCCUCCAAUCCUUCCCCCUCACAUCCUCGGGGCACGACGGUCAACCCGUCUGCCUCGCACACGGUAUCCUAGCGCGCAACAAAGGCCUCCAGCCACACACCUUCAUCCUCGGUCUGAACCCCGGCAGACUCGAACAAAAAUGCGUCCAAUGGCCACGGCCGAGCAAAGUCUUACGCACGUACUACCGCGAAGAGAUGAACGCAGCCUACGGAGGCCUAGGGCCUACAUUCGUAGACGUAGCAACGGAACUUGCGCUCCUCCUAGCUGAUUCGAGCCACAGUCUCAUCGAAGACUGGCUUAGCUUGCGCAUGGAACAUCAAGAUCUCGCAUUGAACAACCAGCUUGCGCGUCUUGGUGCGAGCGAUGAGGAACUGAAGAUAUUGUACCGCCUUUCGUACGCUGCGAUGUUGGUUAGUUUGAGCGCGCAUAGGAAGGGAAGAAAGUGGAGACCUGAAAUGAAACUUUUUACGGCGUAUUGGAAGAAGUGUAAGGGUGAGGUACCAGCGUGGAUGGGUGAGGCUGCGGUUGUGGAGAGAAUUGUGAAGGAGGAGAGUGGUGCAGGUGACACGGAUCUGGAUGCGUUGAUCGAGGCAGUUUUGUAUAAGAUCGAUACACCACGUUCUGUGUGAAGGAAUACCUGCUUCAAUUUAAUAUUAAUAUUGUGACAUAGUUCGCGAAGCGCUGAUCAAGGCCUCGUCACGAUAGGUAUGGCUUAUGUCAUCCUGAACCUCUGAAGUGGAAACCCACUCGGCGGGUACAGACGGCAGUCAGUUGGUUAACGUAUCCUCCAACCCGUCGAACGGAGCAAUGGCGACGACCACGACCACGACUACGACAGUAGUAGUAGAGGAAGGCAAGCUCCUCAGCGAGUCCCUCAGCACCGUCAAAAUCCAAGUCGGUCAGAUGAAGCGACAUUUGG